This is a messenger RNA of Quercus robur (English oak), 2601 nucleotides long. RefSeq names its product WPP domain-interacting tail-anchored protein 2. The record is from RefSeq and is a predicted model, not a curated record. The transcript has 5 exons. Bases 308 to 2404 code for a protein of 698 amino acids. NCBI's taxonomy places the organism in Eukaryota, Viridiplantae, Streptophyta, Magnoliopsida, Fagales, Fagaceae.
ACGCGUUAGCGUUAGUGUUAGUGUUAGCGUUAGAGUUAAGAGUUAGACUGGGAGUUUAGACAGAGUCUUCCAAUUCCAAGCUCCAUCCGUAUUACACAACAGAUUUUGUCUUUACGGAUUAACGGUAAUUUGGAAAUGAGUGGUGUUGGUUAAGAAUUUCCUUUUCUAUUUCUCUCUCUCUCUCAACAAUCAUUGACCCAGCUUGCCUUUGCCUGUGGAGUUGGAGGCUGGAGGCUGGAGCUAACAACAUCCACCAAACAUUUUCCCGAAUCCGCAGCAGGUUUGAACCAAGAAUUAAACGGUGGAAAUGGACAGUCAAGCUGUUGGUGACAUCUAUGCUGGGGCUUUGGAGUCUGAAAAACUUUAUGUACAUUUAGGAAUCUCAUCUUAUGAAAAUGGUGUACAAGAGAUAGAGAGGUCCAAGAAAAUUCUAAUAAAUGUAGACUUGGACUUGGCAUAUUCUUCUGAGAAGUUGGUAAAUUUGCACAUAAUUUUGAUGUACCUAUUGGCUCAUGAAAAUGAUCUUCAAGCUAUGGCUCUAGAGAAGAACUAUGUCUCGACAGACUCUAUUGAGAAGGCAUUGAUGUUUGAUCUCAUGUCAGGCAUUUUAGAUUCUGAGGUAAGAGAGCUGGGUGGUUUCAUGGAUAAUCUUCAAGCAGACAUUGUUGAUGCCCAUAAUAAAAUAUCAUCAUGCAGACAUUUGAGAGAAUUUUCUACUAAGAUGGAGGAAAAAUUGCAUGAUUCCAAAGAAUCUUUAAAGCAUUCUCAACGGCAGAUUUUUGAGGUGAAGGUGCAGUUAGCCAAGUUUCAGGGAACUGUCUUUGCUUUCAAAUCUGAUAAUGGUGAAAUUGACAAGGCCUUGGAAUUAUCAGAAAAUGGUCAACUGUCAAACCUAAAUGCAAAAUCAAACAUGCAGAUGGCCAAACAACAAAGACAUUUGCUGCGGAUGCUGGAAAAGUCACUUGCAAGGGAGAUAGAUCUUGAGAAGAAAUUAGCAGAAGCAAGACAAAAUGAAGAAGAACUAAAAUUAAAGUUACACCAUACAGAAAAAGUAGCAUUUCACAUGGAAGAAGCAGCAGAAGUUGUUUGGGGAAGGUUUUUAGAGGCAGAAAAUGCUUCUGUGGCACUCAUGGGCAUUUCAAAGGAGUUGGUUGGUCAACUCCAGCUAGUUAAAUUUAAUAUGAACAGUGCAAUUCAACGAGAAAUUCAGUUGAAAGUUAAACAUGAAGAUUGCAUUGAACAGCUGAAAGAAAAAGAUAUUGCUUUAGAGAAACUUGAGAGCAGCAAUGCAGAAUAUAUUGCCCAAAGUGCAGAAGUUUUCACUUUGAGAGAAAAGGUGGAUUUUCUUGGGGAAAAACUGAAAGAAUCUCAGUUCCAGCUGAAUAAUGCAAAUGCUUGCAAUGAAGCAAGUCAAGAGCAACUUAGUGAAAUGGAGAAUAUAAUUGAGUCAUUAAAAGAAAGCAUAUAUAACGCAGAAAGUAGGGCUGAAAGUGCAGAAGCCAAGGCUACUCAGCUAACAGAGACAAACAUGGAGCUCACUGAGGAACUGAAUUUUCAUAAAGGAAGUACUAGUAACACAGAAAAAAAGAUAGGUUUACUUGAGAAGCAGUCAAGGGAAUUAGAGAUCCAAUUACAGCAUGCAAAGGCUUCCACUGAAGCAAGUCAAGAGCAGCAGAACAUGCUAUAUUCUGCAAUAUGGGAUAUGGAGACUUUGAUUGAAGAUCUAAAAUCCAAGGUUUCAAAAGCUGAAAGUAAGAUUGAGACUGCAGAGGAGCAAUGUGUUCUACUAUCCGAAAGUAACUUAGAACUUAGUAACGAACUAAGUUUCCUGAGAGGUAGAAUAGAAUUCUUGGAGACGUCUCUGGAUCAAGCUAACAGUACAAAAUUAGAAAGUGCAAAAGAAAUUAAUGUCAGGACCAAGUUUAUUAAGGAUAUGGCAAUGCAACUAGCCACUGAAAGGGAGCGCAUCCAGAAGCAGCUAAAUAAUUUAGCAAAGGAGAACACAAUUCUAGUUGAGAAGUUACGUAUUGCUAAGAUUAUGUACAACAACAUAGAUGGUGACAACAAAGAGAUUCUAUUUUCCAAGAGUGAUGCUAUCAGUGCUACCUGUGCAAAAACAUAUGAGGAAGCAGUCACAGGGUCAUUGGAUAAAAGUCUCCAGUUGGAUAAACCAUCAGAAGAAGCACCUAUCCGUGAGACCAAAAUGAGAUCAUCCUUUUCUGAAAACAGUGCUGAUGUCAAGGUUUCAAAGUCCAAGGCUCUGAAAAAGGUAGAGACCAGGCACUCUAGCCGAAUUUGUAUAUUUAUGGCAAUAUUUGCCUUACUACUUUCGGUAUCUGCAAUAUAUUUGUUUAACCAGAAUUUCCAAUUUGGUUUUGAUGGCCAACUUUCCUCAUGGCCUUAACACCAGAAGUUAUUGCAUUCCAACUGCACAUAUUGUAUCCUAUGAAUUUUUUGUGUUUUUUUUCUCCCACUUUAGAUUUUUUGGUGUAAUUGUACUCCGUUUCUUGGUUUCUGUAUACUAUACCAUUUGUAAUUUCUCCCUGAUGAUAUGUUUUGUGGAAUGAGAAUAUUAUAAAUGAAUAAGCCAUUUAUUCCCAA